GUAGUGGACUUUGGUCAAACUUUUAGACCAAGUGACCAAAAACAAACAAACUGCUUCACCGGGCCGAAUUGUUAGCAUAUAUAUAUAUAUAUUAAUAUAUUAAUAUAACUGUAAUAUAAGUGACGUCAUGCCGAGGAAGAGGCUCGGCCAGCGCGACGGCUCGACUUCCGCUGCCGGAAGAGUCCCGAGCCCCAGAGUCCGGAAGAGUCCGGAACUAGCGUCCCGAUGGUGGCUGAAAGGAGGCGCGGUGGCCGUCUUUGUCGUCGUCAUUUUGUCGCCUUACGCUCAGAGGAAAGUCCCCGAGUUGAUCCAGCACCUGGUGUUCUCCCUCAGAGUCAGGGUGCCUUUCUUCGUUGACCUCAGCCGACCCGCGGACCUCUCCCUGAACCACACCGUCAACAUGUACCUGACGUCAGAGCGCGGCGUCUCUCUGGGGGUGUGGCACACUGUUCCUGAAGCACAAGGCAAAGAGGCUCAUGGGAAGGACUCGGCUUGGUACCAGAACACGCUCGGAGACGGGAGUCCAGUGUUCAUCUAUCUUCAUGGGAACACCGGCACGAGGGCAGCGACUCAUCGGGUGGGAGUGGCCAAGCUCCUGAGUGCGCUGGGUUACCACGCGCUGGUGCCGGACUACAGAGGGUUCGGAGACUCCACCGGGGAGCCGACUGAAGCCGGCCUGACGACCGACGCCCUCUACUUGUACGACUGGGUCAAAGCCCGCAGCGGCAGCAGCCCGGUGGUCGUCUGGGGACACUCGCUCGGCACCGGAGUGGCCACGAACGCAGCAGUGAAGCUGAGGGAGCGAGGGGAGGACGUCGCCGCCGUGAUGCUGGAGGGAGCGUUCAACAGCGCCCGACAGUCCAUCCCGGCCCAUCCGUUCACCUGGUACUACUGGACGUUCCCGGGCUUCGGGUUCUUCUUCCCCGAGCCGUGGGCAGACAACAAAGUCGUCUUUCCGACUGAGGAAAAUUUGAAGAAGAUGAGAUGUCCCAUCCUCUUCCUUCAUGCAGAGGACGACCACUUGGUCCCCAUCCAGGUCGCUCAGCAGAUGUACGAGGUGGCAGUGAGCGCCCAGAAUGCAGAGCGAGUGCAGCUGGAGUCGUUCUCCGGCUCUCUGGGGUAUCUGCACAACGGCUUAUACCGGGACCCCCUCCUGCCCGGCAUCAUCAACGUGUGUAUGUCGCCGUGUCUCCUCUGCAGGAAGCUGGUGCUGUCCUUAUGAAGCUGGAGAGGCGACUGAAGGAGGAACAACGUGCAACACGCUCCAUUUAGAUGUUUCACUCGGUCUUGACGACUGCAUGAAUGUGUGAUUUACUCUAAAUAUAAAUAUUUUUUACGAAUCAAAAAUCUUUGUGUGUCGAACCAUCCACGAUUCUUUUGGAGCACCUCGGAACCGAAUGACUCCGGUGCCUUAUGGCUGCAACCUGUCAUCAGUCUGUCUUUACAGUCCUCUGUUUCAGAAGAAGAAGAAAUCAUUUGAGAAUCAAUGCAAAAGAUGUUCGGGCGAACUGAUUGUAAAAUGAUUAUUGUUUGUGAUUUAUAUUCUCAAUUAUCAGAACAAGAAGUAGCAGUUCUCUGUGGGGAUGUGAGUUGGGUGAGCCCUUGUUGCAGCAGGUGCCCCCUAGUGGCCAUUGUUGAGUGGUGCUAAUGCUCGUCUGUAAUACUGAAUAAUGAGUUUGGUAAUCUGAGGUUUAAGAUGUCUCAGAACAAUACAAGGAGAGCAGCUGGGAAAUAUCUGUGGCUUUAGACAAAAUAAAUGUGUUAACCACCUCGCACUGCA
This is a messenger RNA of Pseudoliparis swirei, 1780 nucleotides long. Its product is annotated as Monoacylglycerol lipase ABHD12-like. The record is from RefSeq and is a predicted model, not a curated record. Bases 128 to 1222 code for a protein of 364 amino acids. Gene Ontology annotation, cellular component: endoplasmic reticulum membrane. The transcript has 13 exons. Gene Ontology annotation, biological process: monoacylglycerol catabolic process; phosphatidylserine catabolic process. Gene Ontology annotation, molecular function: phosphatidylcholine lysophospholipase A1 activity; monoacylglycerol lipase activity. NCBI's taxonomy places the organism in Eukaryota, Metazoa, Chordata, Actinopteri, Perciformes, Liparidae.